Molecule: messenger RNA, 288 nt
Organism: Homo sapiens (human)
Lineage: Eukaryota; Metazoa; Chordata; Mammalia; Primates; Hominidae
Gene: LCE3B
Product: late cornified envelope 3B
Exons: 1
Coding region: 1-288 (95 amino acids)
Biological process (GO): epidermis development
Source: RefSeq, marked validated
AUGUCCUGCCAGCAGAACCAGCAGCAGUGCCAGCCUCUGCCCAAGUGCCCCUCACCCAAGUGCCCCCCAAAGAGCUCAGCACAGUGUCUGCCUCCAGCCUCCUCCUGCUGUGCUCCAAGACCUGGGUGCUGUGGUGGCCCCAGCUCUGAGGGCGGCUGCUGCCUGAGCCACCACAGGUGCUGCAGGUCCCACCGAUGCCGGCGCCAGAGCUCCAACUCCUGUGACAGAGGCAGUGGUCAGCAAGAUGGUGCCUCCGACUGUGGCUAUGGCUCUGGAGGCUGCUGCUGA